UCCCGCGGCCAGCGGCGCAAGAUGGCCCAGGAGAACCCCAAGAUGCACAACUCGGAGAUCAGCAAGCGCCUCGGCGCGGACUGGAAGCUGCUGAGCGACGCCGAGAAGCGGCCCUUCAUCGACGAGGCCAAGCGGCUGCGGGCCGUGCACAUGAAGGAGUAUCCGGAUUACAAAUAUCGGCCCCGUCGGAAGACCAAGACCUUGCUCAAGAAGGACAAGUACUCGCUGCCCGGCAACCUGCUGGCGCCCGGCGGGGCCAGCACGGUGAGCAGCCCCGUCGGCGUGGGCCAGAGGAUUGACACUUAUGCCCACAUGAACGGCUGGACCAACGGCGCUUACUCGCUGAUGCAGGAGCCGCUGGGCUACGGGCAGCACGCGGCCGUGGGCAGCCCGCAGCUGCAGCAGAUGCACCGCUACGACAUGGGCGGCCUGCAGUACAGCCCCAUGAUGUCCUCGGCGCAGAGCUACAUGAGCGCCGCUUCCACCUACAGCAUGUCCCCGGCCUACGGGCAGCAGCCCGCGGCGCCCGUGGGCCUGAGCUCCGUGGGCUCCGUAGUGAAGUCGGAGCCCAGCUCGCCGCCGCCCGCCCUCACGUCGCACUCGCAGAGACAAAACAAAAAAGGCGAAGUUAUCGAACCACUCGUCUUCCUUUCCCCUUUCCUCGUUCUCUUCCUCCUGCGAACCGAAAAGCGGUUGCUAAAUGCCGCGUGCGGCGCCGGGGAGCCGCGCGCGGAGGGAAGCGCGACCCCUCGGAGCCCUCCUCAGCUGCCACGCAGGGGCUGCCGCUCCCGGCACUUGUUGCCUCCGCGCCUGGCCUGGACACCGAGCGCCGUGGGGAUGGUCACGGGGGCGAAACCCCCGCGGGGCCUUGUGACGGGACCCCCUGAAAAAUGA
This is a messenger RNA of Tinamus guttatus (white-throated tinamou), 894 nucleotides long. RefSeq names its product transcription factor Sox-3. The record is from RefSeq and is a predicted model, not a curated record. Gene Ontology annotation, cellular component: nucleus. Gene Ontology annotation, biological process: brain development; positive regulation of transcription by RNA polymerase II; neuron differentiation. Gene Ontology annotation, molecular function: DNA-binding transcription activator activity, RNA polymerase II-specific; RNA polymerase II cis-regulatory region sequence-specific DNA binding. NCBI's taxonomy places the organism in Eukaryota, Metazoa, Chordata, Aves, Tinamiformes, Tinamidae.